This is a messenger RNA of Acipenser ruthenus (sterlet), 2108 nucleotides long. RefSeq names its product kelch-like protein 34. The coding region runs from base 11 to 1759 and encodes 582 amino acids. The record is from RefSeq and is a predicted model, not a curated record. Gene Ontology annotation, molecular function: protein binding. The transcript has a single exon. NCBI's taxonomy places the organism in Eukaryota, Metazoa, Chordata, Actinopteri, Acipenseriformes, Acipenseridae.
GCAAUGCAUCAUGAGUUAUUUUCUGGUGGUUAGCAGAACACAUGGAGAGACUGUACUGACGCAGUACCAGAGAUUAAGAGAAGAGCAGUUACUGUUCGAUAUCGUGCUUGUUGCUGAUGGCACAGAGUUCCCUGCACACCGAAGUCUCCUUGCUUGCUCCAGUGAUUAUUUUCGAGUGCUCUUUAAGGAUUACACGAGGGAGUCCAAGGCCAGCGUGAUCCACCUGCAGGUCGUGUCCUCUACUGGGCUCCAUCAUGUGCUUGAUUUCAUCUACACCUCCUGGCUGUCCCUUUCUCCCGAGACUUUAGAGGACACCUUGGAGGCAGCCAGCUACCUGCAGGUCACUGAAGCCAUCGGGCUCUGCGGCCAGUACAUCACCAACAACCUAAGCCUGGAGAACUGUUGCUUUUUCGCCAAUGUUGCUUCCAGGUUCGGCCUUCGCGAUGCACUCUCUGCCGCAAACAGAUACAUCAGCCGCAACCUGUGCAGGCUGCCCCAGUGCAGCUCGGACUCUGAAACACAGCUCGACUUGAACCCGGAGUCCAUGAUGGCGGUUGUGGGUUCGGAUGACAUGCCCAGAGUCACAGAGCUCCAGCUACUUGUUCUGGUGCUGGAGUGGCUGAAGAACAAUCCGCUCUCCGUCGUUCACAACAAUCUGUUACUUGGCAAAAUUAGGUAUGGUCUCAUCCCGGUGGAAGAGCUUACAAACCUUUACUCCCAGAAUGAGGUGCUGCAGACCGCCUACAUAAAGAGCCUGGUUUUAAAUGCAAUGCGCUACCAUUCCUUGAGCCACCAGCAACCCCUGAACCAGUGCACACAAAGCACCCUGCGGACCCAGAGGAGGCAGAUCAUUCUGGUCGGGGGAGGAACCCUGAGAGACGGGCUUGUAGGUGAGGUUCUGGCUUUUAAUCCAUACUUCAAGACAUUCAGAGCCAUCACAGACCUCAAAAGGAAAGUUCAGAACCACUGUGUUUGUGUGGUCAGGAAUUUUCUGUACGUGCUGGGAGGCGAGGUCGUCCAGGUUAACGACAAUGAGAAGCUGGCUACCACGCUGGUCACUAACCAGGUCUGUCGAUACGAUCCAAGGUUUAACAGAUGGUUGGAGACUGCAGGGAUGAUCGAAAAAAGGGCAAGAUUUUCCUGCUGCAUAGUAGAGGACAACAUAUUUGCCAUUGGUGGUAGUCGUGGGAUCAAUUCUUUGCAUUCUUCAGUGGAGGUCUACGACAUUAACACAGACAAAUGGGAGAAAGUCAGAGACCUUCCGCAAAAAAUGCAUGGCCAUGCCUGCACCGUGUACAAGGACACCAUUUACAUAUCCGGUGGCAUGCAUGAAAAUCACAUGGAGAGCAGCAAAGAGGUGUACAGUUUCAAUCUACUUGACGGGCUGUGGAAGAAACGAGCAGCCAUGUCAAUUGCACGCUUCGGGCACCAGAUGGCGACAAUGAAGGAAAAGAUCUUUGCCUUUUUAGGAAUGUACGAACCCUUUUGUGACAUAGAACGUUACGACCCAGUGGAGAAUCAGUGGACAAGGUUACGCCCAGUGCUGUACGAUCGGUUUUGCUAUGGCAUGGCUGUCAUUGACAGCAGCGUGUUAAUGAUUGGUGGAAAGAAGUGGCACAACUCUCAAGAAGUGGCUACCCAGAACGUUAUUGAAUACGAUGUGGACCGCGAUAGCUGGAAAGAAGUUUGUAAACUGCCCUGCCCUCUCUAUGGAUUGCAGUGUGCUGUGCUGCAGCUUCUAGAGGUGCCACAUGCUUAAAGGACAUUGCACACUUUCUGAAAGGAGUGCUAACCAGUUUAUUGACCUGGUAUUAGCUUCAUUCACAUUAUUACUGGUCUUUCGAUCGUGCAGAGCAUCUUUUGGUUUUUCACUUGUGUAGGUAUGCAAAUAUUUCACAGACAAUGCUAGAGAUCAACUGCUGCAUCCUGGUGGCUGUGCUGUAGGUCACAUAGUCUGAUUGGAGCUAGAUCAUUGCAGUAGAGUUUGACCUACAACACCUGAAGCAAUUAGGGAAAGUAUUUUCAUACAGGUGUAUAGUGUUGUCUUUGAAAUAUCUGCAUAUUCCUAAUUGAAAAUACAAGCACCACAGAUACAGUAAUAUUGCUAG